AUGGCGGAGAUUAGGGAACGUGACCACCCAAUCGUCUCUUUUUCUGUUAUUCCAUCUUCAUCUUCGCCGUCGCCACCACCUUCAACGACAUCUUCUUCAUCUUCUUUUGCAUCCUUAGUGGGUUCGAAAGCAUCGUCUAACCGUUGCUCAGGUUGCAGCAAGCGUGUGGGGUUACUGGAUUUCACCUGCAGGUGUGGGAGCACAUUCUGCUCGCUGCACCCCUAUCCAGAAGAGCAUGAUUGCAGCUUCGAUUUCAAGACUGCAGGGAGACUUGCCAUAGCUGAGGUUAAUGCAACAAUCAAGGCCAACAAGCUACAGUAUAGAACUUAA
Molecule: messenger RNA, 330 nt
Organism: Nelumbo nucifera (sacred lotus)
Lineage: Eukaryota; Viridiplantae; Streptophyta; Magnoliopsida; Proteales; Nelumbonaceae
Source: RefSeq, a predicted model, not a curated record